AAACCAAUAAGAUUGAUUCAGAAACCCACAAAGACCAGAGACAUGAAUUGAACGGUACUGAGGCUUACUUAUACCACCCUCAACCUCAACCCUUUUCUCUUUCAACAUCUGAGAAUUCCAAGUUCUGUUCUGAGAAGAAUUCACAACAACCACCCUUCUCUGUUUUAUUUUAUUCCUUCACUCUGUGAAAACAAAACAUCAUGUCUCAGAACCAGAAUGGCAAGUGGGUGCGAAUUGCCCCAGAACAAGUUCGAGGCUCCUCCAAUGGACACGUGGAAGUGGGAGGUUCCAACAGGCUCUGCAUAAACCCUCAGAAAGAUCACAAGUCCGAAAGCUAUGAGGACCUUCAAUUGGAGUUCAACCCUCUUGUGUUCAGCUCUCUGGAGCAGUAUUUGCCUCCUCACAUGUUGAACCUCUCACGUGAGGUUAAGGUUCAGUAUAUGAGGAACAUUCUGCUUCGCUAUUUGCCCGAGAGUGAGCGCAUUCGGAUUCAAAAACACAAGGAAUACAGGCACAGGAUCAUGCUGAACUAUCCACCGCUAUGUAAGCAGAUAUAUAGUAUGGAUGCUGAGAAAUUUUUCACACCCUCAUUUCUCAGAGCAGUUGAAGAAAAUUCAGAAGCAAGUUUUAGAAGUAUAAUGGCUGAACCUCGUAAAGGACUUUAUACAUUUGAAAUGCUUCAACCCCAAUUUUGUGAGAUGCUGAUGUCUGAGGUGGAUAAUUUUGAAAGAUGGGUUCAUGACACCAAGUUCAGAAUCAUGCGACCAAAUAUAAUGAAUCAAUAUGGUGCCGUUCUUGAUGAUUUUGGCAUGGAAUCCAUGCUCGAGAGAUUGAUGAAUGAUUUCAUAAGUCCCAUAUCUCGAGUUUUCUACACUGAAAUUGGUGGAACCUCGCUGGACUCCCAUCACGGGUUUGUUGUUGAAUAUGGAAUCAAUCGGGAUGUGGAACUUGGCUUCCAUGUGGAUGAUGCAGAAGUCACCUUAAAUAUUUGCUUGGGAAAUGAAUUUUCUGGUGGAGAACUGUUCUUCAGGGGUGUUCGAUGUGAUGAACAUGUAAAUUCAGAUAUCCAACCAGGGGAGAUCUUUGAUUAUCCCCAUGUUCCAGGACAUGCAAUUCUUCAUCCUGGUCGUCACCGGCAUGGCGCUAGACCUACUACAUCUGGGAAUCGGAUGAAUUUAAUUAUCUGGUGUAGAAGUUCGGCUUUUAGAGAGUUGAAGAAAUAUCGGAAAGAUUUUUCUAGCUGGUGUGGAGAAUGCAGACGCAAGAAGAAGGAGAAAGAGCGCCUAUUAGUUAUGGCCACCCAACAGGAAUUAAUGAACAGGGGAAUGCAAUCGGCCUCGUGAACUUGCACACACAAAUUGUCCUUGUAUAGUUGAUUCAACAUUGAGCUUUUUUUACUUUUUCUAGAUUCUGGAUUGUUUUUAGUGAAACUAGAACGCCUGUGCAAAAGCACCGGAAACAACCCAGCAGAGUCCCAUUUCCGUGAGUCAUUUUUUCGUUAAAAAAAGGUAAAAUACAAAGAGAGAGAAAACUGAACAUUGCAUAGAAUGAAGACACUUGGAAGUUUAGAAUGGUGGCUGGACAGUUGUUAUAAUACUAUUGAUGAAAUGUGAUGUAGGUUGAAAGUUAUACACAUGCGUUUCAUAGAGUAACAAGAACAGAAGAGGAAAUAGUUUAAUAAUUGACUGUUUUUAAUUUCUAAUGUUAUUCAGGGAGUUGCGUUGGACAUUGCA
Messenger RNA from Glycine soja, 1733 nucleotides. RefSeq lists its product as uncharacterized. The record is from RefSeq and is a predicted model, not a curated record. Gene Ontology annotation, molecular function: oxidoreductase activity, acting on paired donors, with incorporation or reduction of molecular oxygen; L-ascorbic acid binding; iron ion binding. The transcript has 9 exons. The coding region runs from base 201 to 1343 and encodes 380 amino acids. NCBI's taxonomy places the organism in Eukaryota, Viridiplantae, Streptophyta, Magnoliopsida, Fabales, Fabaceae.